This is a messenger RNA of Aspergillus heteromorphus CBS 117.55, 990 nucleotides long. Its product is annotated as serine/threonine-protein phosphatase. Gene Ontology annotation, molecular function: protein serine/threonine phosphatase activity. NCBI's taxonomy places the organism in Eukaryota, Fungi, Ascomycota, Eurotiomycetes, Eurotiales, Aspergillaceae. Gene Ontology annotation, biological process: peptidyl-serine dephosphorylation; mitotic cell cycle. The transcript has 6 exons. The record is from RefSeq and is a predicted model, not a curated record. The coding region runs from base 1 to 990 and encodes 329 amino acids. Gene Ontology annotation, cellular component: cytosol.
AUGGACAACAACAUGGAAAUCGACACGGCGCGGUCGCCCGAACCUCACCACCUCUCCCCGACCACCGACCCGGGCUCCAUACCCACCCUCGACGGAUGGAUCGAAAGUUUGAUGACCUGCAAGCAGCUGGCAGAGGAGGAUGUGCGGAGGCUAUGUGAUCGGGCGAGAGAGGUACUGCAGGACGAGUCGAACGUGCAGCCCGUGAAAUGCCCGGUGACCGUGUGCGGUGAUAUACACGGCCAGUUUCACGAUCUCAUGGAGCUGUUCCGCAUUGGUGGCCCCAAUCCGGACACGAACUACCUGUUCAUGGGUGACUACGUCGACCGUGGUUACUACUCCGUAGAGACCGUCACCCUCCUCGUGUGCCUCAAGAUUCGGUACCCCCAGCGGAUCACCAUCCUGCGUGGAAACCACGAGUCCCGCCAGAUCACGCAAGUCUACGGGUUCUACGACGAGUGCCUCCGCAAGUACGGCAACGCCAAUGUCUGGAAAUACUUCACCGACCUGUUCGACUACCUCCCCCUCACCGCACUCAUCGAGAACCAGAUUUUCUGCCUGCACGGCGGCCUGAGCCCGUCCAUCGACACCCUCGACAACAUCCGCUCCCUGGACCGCAUCCAGGAGGUCCCACACGAAGGCCCCAUGUGCGACUUGCUGUGGAGUGACCCCGACGACCGGUGCGGCUGGGGGAUCUCCCCCCGUGGUGCGGGAUACACAUUCGGGCAGGACAUCUCGGAGGCGUUUAAUCACAACAAUGGCUUGACUCUGGUGGCACGGGCGCACCAGCUGGUGAUGGAAGGAUAUAACUGGUCGCAGGAUAGAAACGUCGUCACGAUUUUCUCCGCUCCGAAUUACUGCUACCGCUGCGGUAACCAGGCCGCAAUCAUGGAGAUUGAUGAGCAUCUGAAGUAUACGUUCCUACAAUUCGAUCCCUGCCCGCGCGCAGGAGAACCCAUGGUCUCGAGACGUACCCCCGAUUAUUUCCUGUGA